This is a messenger RNA of Necator americanus (New World hookworm), 1779 nucleotides long. RefSeq lists its product as uncharacterized. The coding region runs from base 1 to 1779 and encodes 592 amino acids. Lineage: Eukaryota; Metazoa; Nematoda; Chromadorea; Rhabditida; Ancylostomatidae. Gene Ontology annotation, cellular component: cytoplasm. The transcript is spliced from 14 exons. Gene Ontology annotation, biological process: glucose metabolic process. Gene Ontology annotation, molecular function: GDP-D-glucose phosphorylase activity. The record is from RefSeq and is a predicted model, not a curated record.
AUGUGUGUACAGAGCGCUUCAGUGGAUGGAAUUGCAAAUUUCACAGUAAUCGAAAAGCUUCUAGCACGGCGAACAACCGGCGAAGCACAUCUGUUUUUUUUUUUAGUAGUUUCCUGGAGACGCCUUUACUGUCUUCCUAAGGAAAGAAAUAUGAUCACAAAAUGCUAUAAAUUUUUCAGCAAAUUCGUCGUUUUCUUCGAUAUACACGAUAUCAAUAUCGAGAACUUAAAGAUAAUUCAUUCUACGGAACAUUUACCCUGCGGCCACACCGCUGCUACCCUCUCAAAGCAAGAGCAGCAGCAGCAGGAGCAGGAACUCCGCACCCAACAUUCCCUCCCGACGCGUCCACACACCGUCCGACCACGCCCACCACGACUAGCUAUGAGGAAAAUAGUGAUGUUAGGCGCGAGCCCGCGGACGCAACGCUCUGCUUCCAGUGUACAGCUUCCGGCCGACUUCAGUCCAACAGCGUCAUCAGUGCCGAUCUAUUUGUAUCGCACUAAUGAUUUUAUUAUCAACCUUCGAGAAUACGAACAACAACAGCCGUCAUCAAGCGAAGGGCAAUCGAAAAGAAUUAAUCUGAAAGAAUUGCUACAUUCACGAUGGGAAGAAGCAAAAGGGAAAAAUGCAUUUAAUUAUGGACUCAAUUGUAUGUAUAAAUUACUCGAUGGACAGUAUAACCUUUCGAUGCAGCUAAAUAUCGAACGUGGCGAACUGAGACGUAAACCGAUGCGUUUCAAGAAUAUCGCCGAACCGUUCAAUCCUCUACGAUGGAACUUCACAAAGUUGCACGAGAAUGAGAUACUGAUGUACCUACGAUGUGAAGAUCGUCCCAUCACCAACGAUGCACUUGAUCGGCAUGUUAUAGCGGUGAAUGCGAGUCCACUUGAACGUGAUCACAGUUUGAUCAUACCGGCAAUCAAUAAAUGCCUCCCACAGGUUUUGACAUCAACUGCUAUACGAAUAGCAACUGAUGUUAUGCUUCUUGUACCAGAUGACUCUUUCAACAUAUUAUUUAACAGUUUACUAGGACAAGCGUCAGUAAAUCAUCUUCAUUUGCAUUGCUUAUACUGGCCAUAUGAAAGCGAUCUAAUUUAUAGGCGUUUCGAAGCGUUAAAUGGACUAGUAAACGUCUUCAUUAUCGAGCCCCCGCUAUGGAUUUGCAGUGCAUUUGCAUUUCAGCUAACGAAUAUGGAUGAAUACAAUACAUUCCUUAGCAAUCUCACACGUUGCGUUGAAUUUCUCACACAACAAAAUCAAGCGCAUAACGUUUUUAUUACGAGAGCCCAGCCAAUUCGUACUACAGGACCGGAAAGAGAAGAGGAUCGAGAACGGAAACGACCGCAAUACGUUACAGCUUACGUAUUUCCACGUACUAAUUCUGUCGGGGCAAAACCUCCAACAAGUUUCAAUCCAGCAGCUUGUGAACUUGCCGGAUGUCUGACAUCUUAUACAAUACGCUUUUUCGAAUCGGCUAGUGAGCAAGCGGCGGUGAGGAUAAUCGAGGAAGAAGCUCAACUACCGGCUGAAGUUUUCCGUAAACUAGCGUUGGACUUCUCCGACAUACUAAGUGAUCGACCUUUGGGCACAUCACAUUGCUCUAACAAUAAUAUGCACGAGGAAUUAACAUCACCAGAAAUCGAUGAAUUACGGGAUACAUUCCAAAUGUUCACACCACAUUCACCGAAUAUUGCAAAUAGAUCAAGUCGAAGUGGUUCAUUUGAGAAGGAUAGCAAAAAGAGAACUAAUUUUCCUUUCGCUAACGAGAAGAAUAUGUGA